AUGUGUUUCAGGAUCAGUUAGAAGCCUCUUUAUUUACCCUUAGUUUAGUCAUUGAAGCACUUUUAUUGGAUAGACUGAAAACGGAUAGUACCAAGUUGGAUGGCCAAAUGACAAAUGGUGUCUAUCCAGUGCAACAAUAUAGGAUAGCCAAGUUUGGGAAUAUAUGACCAAAACGAUGUUUUUGUCUGUGGGCACUAUCGCAAAGGGUUGCAUGGUGUCCUGCACACUCAACAAGAUUUGAGUUUAUUUUUUAAACCUUUAUUCAAACAUUUAAAAAGCUACGCGUGACAUAGAAGUGGAUUGCGCUCAUUUCGGUGCGGGAGAGCAAUAAAGGGGUUAAAGAAAGAACAUUGGAAAGUGUAUCAGUAUGGAAGAAAAUGAUCAUAGCAACAGAGAUGAGGAACGUCAAGUGUCGGCGGAAGAGUCAAACAGAGCGAUACUUCCCCUAUUACAAGCGCCGGGAAACAUUCAGCAGAUCCCGCAUCGAGUCACCAAUUUCUUCAUCGAUAAUAUCUUACGGCCGGACUUUGGGCGGAAAAAAGAAGGCAACACAGAGCAAGAAGAAAAUAGUCACGUUACCAGAGAGAACCAUAGCCCGGCUGUUCCAAGAACGGAGCAAGUGGGGAGUACUGUGCCAACGGAAGGAACUUCCACUCCUCAUCCAGGCGGCGUGGCCAAUAAGGCUGAAAUAGUGACCGAAGAGCCCCUGAAACCCCGCGGAGAGAAUGGAGAUCAGUGCCUAAGCUCGGACUCGGAUAGUUCUCAAGCCAGCUCAAAUGUACCAUCCAAACAGCCUAUGCUCUGGCCAGCUUGGGUGUACUGCACCAGAUACUCAGACAGGCCAUCAUCAGGACCGAGAUCUCGAAAACCAAAGAAGAAAACCGCCAGCAAAGAGGACAAGCGACCAAGGACGGCCUUCACAGCUGAACAGCUUCAAAGACUAAAAACCGAGUUUCAAACGAACCGGUAUUUGACCGAACAGAGGAGACAGGCCUUGGCCCAAGAACUCGGUCUUAACGAAUCUCAAAUCAAAAUCUGGUUCCAGAACAAAAGGGCAAAAAUCAAGAAGGCCACGGGCGCAAAAAACACCCUAGCCCUGCACCUGAUGGCACAGGGACUGUACAAUCAUGCUACGACGUCAAAAGAUGACAAAUCAGACAGCGAUUGAUUUCGAGAUACAGAUAACAAUGCAAUAAUUUCACAGAAUAAAGGGCCAGUGUAUAGAAUAUACCAGCAUAAAUUGAUCAAUAUAUAUAGAUAUUUCUGCAAUAUCAUGUCUAUGAAAAUAUGUUGUAAAAAAAUGUAUGUUUUCAAUCUCUUGUAACGUGUGUCGUUUUUCUUCCAGGAAAAGUACAAAUGCUUAUUAUACGCUUCAUUUUAUAUUGCUAUUCAUUUUCGAUUUUUACAUUAUAGCGCUUUAAACUGGCACUUGACGUUGAGAUCUGUCAGUGAAGUGAAAAACAACCUGCUUAAGUCCAAAGAAUAUUUUCUGCUGCAUCCAGGCAACUGUGAAUCUUAAUAAAUUUGCUGACAAGAUAUUUUAUUUCCAUGGUUGUUAUGGUUUUAUUGGGGUUGAGUUUAGUGUAAAAAGGACAUAGCAAGGGUUUUUGAGUGUCAGUGCUGUGCAGACUUAAUUGAAAAGUAGAUGGAUUUUGAUACUAUUUUUUCGAAAAUUCGUAUUAUCACAGAAGUGAUUGGUUAGCAAUGUUUUGGUUAGCAGACAGAACACCUAAAUUGCUAAUACGUAGGAUAGCCUAAAGCAAGUUCAUUUCCAUAAACAAUUAGCGUGUUCUGUGUUAUAUCAAUGCACCCGAGGCCUCUAUACAUAGUUUUUGAAGAGCAAUAUAAAUCAUAUUUUGUAGCAAAAUGUUUUGAAUUAUUAUAAUGCUGCCUAUAACGCGAGAGACAACUCUGUAGCAUAAUGACAAUGAUGACAAAACGUUUCGUGCACUCUUGGCUGAAAGUAUUAUAGGUCUAUUUGAUCAAAAGUAGACACAAGGUAUCGGAACAUAUGGUCUAUAUACAUCCCAUGGAACUCUUACUCUAUAUACAUUUUUAUUUCAUAUACAUAUCCAUAUAUAUCAUUAAACAGGCGAAAUCGUUAGUGACUGUAUAACAAUUGUUGAAAAUCUCUUUUAUUGUUGUUGAAAAGACUUCAUAUGUGUAUUUAUAUAGAUUAUAUUGAGAGAAGAAAAAAAUCUAUCCAAUGACCGGUGUUGCUUUAGAGUAGACUUCUGAGGUUUUUACACGGCUUCUUUAUCUUGC
Messenger RNA from Oncorhynchus kisutch (coho salmon), 2265 nucleotides. It is a transcript of the gene en2a, whose product is annotated as engrailed homeobox 2a. The coding region runs from base 368 to 1168 and encodes 266 amino acids. NCBI's taxonomy places the organism in Eukaryota, Metazoa, Chordata, Actinopteri, Salmoniformes, Salmonidae. Gene Ontology annotation, molecular function: RNA polymerase II cis-regulatory region sequence-specific DNA binding; DNA-binding transcription factor activity, RNA polymerase II-specific. The record is from RefSeq and is a predicted model, not a curated record. The transcript has 2 exons. Gene Ontology annotation, cellular component: nucleus. Gene Ontology annotation, biological process: multicellular organism development; neuron differentiation; regulation of transcription by RNA polymerase II.